AUGGUGAUGGUGACGAUGAUGACGAUAAAGACGAUGGUUACGGUGAAGAUGAUGAUGAUGAUGAUGAUAAAUGAAGACGAUGUUCAUAAUGAUGACGUUAAAGACGAUCGUGAUAAUGAUAAUGAUGAUGAUGAUGAAGUUGGUGAUGAUGGUGAUGACACUGAAGACGAUAGUGAUGCUGAUGAUGGUGAUGAUAAAGAUGACGUUGAUGGUGACGAUAUCGACGAUAAAGACGAUGGUGACGGGGAUGACGUGGCAGAUAAUGGUAUUUAUGAUGAUGUUAACGACAUUGAAGACGAUGGUGAUAUCGAUAAUGAUGGUGAUGAUGAUGACGUUGAUGACGAUGGUGGUAGUGGUGAUGACUUUGAAAGUGAUGGUGAUAAUGAUGAUGACAGUGAAGAAGAUGUUGAUAAUGAUAACAAUGGUGAUGAUGACGUUGAAGACGAUGGUGAUAGUGAUAAUGAUGGUGAUGAUGAUGACAUGAAGACGAUAGUGUUGUUGGUGGUGGUGGAGGUGACUUUGAAAAUAAUGGUGAUGAUGAUGAUGAUGAUGAUGGCGUUGAAGACGAUGGGGGAUGGCGGGAAUGAUGAAGGGGAUGAGGAAGGGGAAGUUUUCGAAAGGAAUAAGGGAUGGUCUGAUGGACAGUGA
Messenger RNA from Macrobrachium nipponense, 648 nucleotides. RefSeq names its product prostatic spermine-binding protein-like. The record is from RefSeq and is a predicted model, not a curated record. The transcript has a single exon. The coding region runs from base 1 to 648 and encodes 215 amino acids. Lineage: Eukaryota; Metazoa; Arthropoda; Malacostraca; Decapoda; Palaemonidae.